AUGUGAGGAGCCAUGCCGGUGCUGUCAGCAGGAGCAGGUCUCCAUGAGACUCUGGCCCUGCUCACGUCUCAGCUGAGGCCUGAUGCCAACCACAAGGAGGACAUGGUGUUCCUCAGAGACGUCUUCAGUGAGAGGAGCCUGGCCUACCUCAUGAAGAUUCAUGAAAAGCUGAGACAGUAUGAAAGACAGAGCCCCAGUCCCAUCCUCCACAGUGCAGCUACUCUCGCCGAAGAUGUGGCGGAGGAGCUCCAGUGUGGACCAAUGAGCACAGAGGAGAAGGAACUGCUACAUCUCCUCACAUCACCACAUCUAAAGGCAGUCUUAUCAGUCCAUGACACAGUAGCACAAAAGAGCUUUGACCCGGUGCUCCCUCCGCUCCCCGACGACUACGAAGACGAGCUCGAUGAAGAGUCUGUGAAGAUCGUCCGCCUGGUCAAGAACAAGGAGCCACUCGGAGCCACGAUCAGAAGAGAUGAAGCCUCUGGAGCUGUGUUAGUUGCUCGCAUCAUGAGAGGAGGAGCAGCUGACCGCAGCGGACUGGUGCAUGUUGGGGAUGAACUCAGAGAAGUCAAUGGAGUCUCAGUUUUGCACAAAAGGCCAGACGAAAUCAGCCAACUACUGUCCCAGUCCCAGGGCUCCAUCACUCUCAAAAUAAUCCCAGCCAUCAAAGAAGAGGACCGCCUGAAGGAGAGCAAGGUGUACAUGAGAGCGCUGUUCGACUACAUCCCCAUAGAGGACAAAGCUACGCCCUGUCAGGAGGCGGGGCUUCCCUUUAAGAAGGGGGACAUCCUGCAGGUGGUCAGUCAGGACGACCAUACCUGGUGGCAGGCCAAACGAGUGGGAGACAGCAACCUGCGGGCCGGGCUCAUCCCCUCCAAACACUUCCAGGAGAGACGGCUGGCUUACCGGAUCAAAAUGGGCACUCUCCCCAACCCCAAAUCUCCUAAAAAAUCGUCUUACGAACAGGGAUGUGAUAAAGAAGACUGUGAUUGUGAGGGCUAUUUCAAUGGACAGUACAUAGUCUCUCCUAAGUGUAAAGCAGUGGCGCCCUCCUGUGGCCAGGUGUUUUCAUGGGAGUUUUACUCAGCUGGUCUGCGGAGGAGUUUUCGUCUCAGUCGUAAGGACAGACAGGGUUCGUGUGGAGAGGGUUCAGACUCUGGAGACUCAGACUUCCUGACGUACGAGGAGGUGACACGUUAUCAGCAGAGACCCAACGAGAGACCCAGGCUCGUGGUGCUCAUCGGUUCUCUUGGAGCUCGGAUCAAUGAGCUCAAACAGCGCGUGAUCGCAGAAAACCCUCAUCGAUACGCAGUGGCUGUACCUCACACAACAAGACCCAAAAAGCCCCAUGAGAAGGAAGGAGUCGAAUACCAUUUUGUCACCAAGCAGCAGUUUGAUGCAGAUGUUAUCAACAACAAAUUCAUAGAGCACGGUGAAUAUAAAGAGAACCAGUAUGGAACCAGUAUAGAGGCCAUCCGCUCAGUCCAGGCCAAGAACAAGAUGUGUAUCGUGGACGUACAGCCAGAGGCUCUGAGGCGUCUGCGGACCGCUGAGUUCAAGCCCUACGUGAUCUUUGUGAAACCUCGAAUCCCGGAGAGCAGAAGGAGACGCAGCGCUGCAACAUCACCAGGAGGGGGAGACCACGGACGCAUCACGGACGAGGACCUGCAGGAGAUGCGUCAGUCGGCGGCACAGAUCGAGCAGCAGUACGGUCACAUGGUCGACCGGGUUCUGAUCAAAGAGGACUCGGCCAGCGCCUGUGCGGAGCUCAGGGGGGUCCUGGAGCGGCUGGAGAGAGAGGCCUUUUGGGUGCCCCUCAGCUGGGUGCGCCCGUGA
Boleophthalmus pectinirostris (great blue-spotted mudskipper) is the source of this 1836-nucleotide messenger RNA. It is a transcript of the gene mpp3a, whose product is annotated as MAGUK p55 scaffold protein 3a. Lineage: Eukaryota; Metazoa; Chordata; Actinopteri; Gobiiformes; Gobiidae. The transcript has 19 exons. Gene Ontology annotation, molecular function: protein binding. Gene Ontology annotation, cellular component: plasma membrane; cell-cell junction. The record is from RefSeq and is a predicted model, not a curated record. Bases 13 to 1836 code for a protein of 607 amino acids.